Molecule: messenger RNA, 999 nt
Organism: Peronospora farinosa
Lineage: Eukaryota; Oomycota; Peronosporomycetes; Peronosporales; Peronosporaceae
Source: the annotation of a GenBank genome assembly
AUGGCGACUUCCUGCGCGCAUGAUGACCAUGCGCAUGAUAGCGCUCUCAAUGACAACGAUAAGGAUGAUGAUUAUAAUGAGAUGGACUUUGCAUUUGAUCCGACACUAGCCUCAUGCUGUGAACGUGAUGAGUACGAGUAUAAAAAGAUCAUGAAGCUUAAGGCAGUGCUGACGGCGCACGACCCCACGUCUGGAGCUGUGCGGAUGCGCCAACAACUUUUCCAGCCGCCACCAGUGAUCAGCACUAUAAAGUCACAGAAAUUGGUAAUGGAACAGGAAAGGUUGCAGUUACAUCAUGUGUCCCUGUCAGACUCGGACGACUUUGAUGACAGCGAUGACGAGUUUGGGAUGGACACGAUGCUUGCAGUGCGACGUAAACAGCUCGAACAGCAGCUUCAAAAGGCAGCACAGGACGCUGCUGAUGGGUACAGUGUGGUGCUGGAUUCAGAUCUAUGUCAUCUUGUCCAGGAAUUGCGGGAUGAACCUGAUGUGCCUCGAGUGGCGCUUGUGGUUGAUAGCAACGCGAGCAUGAAGCCAGAGUUCAUGCAAGUCAUGCGCAGUGAAAUGACUGCUAUAGCACAGAAAUUUCUGGGCACCAAGUUGUACGUGGUAAUGGCAUCACGUGAUGAUGAUGAUGUGCUGCGACAACUGCGACUGCCUGUUGUGUCUUCUUUAGCGGCAUUUAGCCGUGGUGAGCUCGUAAGUUCCAUUGUUCUGGACCCAAACAUAUUGGUCACAGAAGUAGAAGUGCUCUGGGAAGCACGCUAUUUGCCAUGGCUGACCAAGUGCUGCGUGCUGACCAGUGAGCGAAUUGCUCAGCGGACUACUCGGAACAACCCGAGCAGAAGAAAAACUGCGGACGAAGAUGAGAAGGAACAGUUAGGCUUUGACUGUGGGAUGGAAGGCUGCCGUCUCCGGUUUGGAUACACACAUGAGCACGUCGGGACGUCUCAGCAAACAAAGGAUGAAAUUGCUGCAUGGCGUCAGGCCCACGAAUAA